Molecule: messenger RNA, 1934 nt
Organism: Psylliodes chrysocephalus
Lineage: Eukaryota; Metazoa; Arthropoda; Insecta; Coleoptera; Chrysomelidae
Source: the annotation of a GenBank genome assembly
AUUCUUUGAACUUCAUUUAGUUUGUUUCGGAGUUUGAAAUGAUUGUGAACGGGAAAUAUUUACAAUGAUAAGUAGCUAUUACAGUAUUUUUAUUCAUUCUUAUCGGCCAGUUAUAAUUUUAUGUGUGAGGUUCAAACAUUAAACGACAAUUUGUAAAUGCUGGAUGUGAUUUAGUGAUUUUUUUAAUUCGAAAUUUCGAUGUGCGAAAGAUAGCUCGUAAAACUAUGAAGAUAUCUACAAAACUCUACCUAAUAGUAUUUAUGUGCGCAUUUAUAAUAUUAGUACAAUAUCAUUUUUACAAUCCUUGGAUCUUAUAUACUAUUUCAAACAAAGACAUUCGACCAGAAAUCAUUGUCAGAAAACUGCAUAUGCCGUGCUCUAACUAUAACUUAGCUGCUUCAGAUGGAUCUGAUGUACCUCCACUUUAUAUCAUUACUCCUACUUAUAAAAGACCGGAACAGAUAGCUGAACUUACCCGACUUUCUCACACUCUAAUGUUAGUACCGCCAAACCUGACGUGGCUAGUGAUAGAAGAUGCCUACGAAACUAACGAUCUUGUAGAAGAAGUACUGAAGAAGUCCAUGUUGAAAUACUAUUAUUUAAUCGCGCCAAUGCCUGCCCAGUACAAGAACAAAACUAAAGGGCCUAAACCUAGGGGAGUGUCGAAUAGGAACAAAGGCAUCGAAUGGAUAAGAGAAAAUGCAAAAACUGGAGUUUUUUACUUCGCAGAUGAUGACAAUACUUACGAUUUGGAAUUAUUUAAUGAUAUAAGAUAUACGAAAAGAGUUUCCAUGUUUCCCGUUGGAUUAAUAACCAAAGCUGGAGUGAGUUCGCCAAUAGUGAAACACGGGAUAUUCACGGGUUUCUACGACGGUUGGAUUGGUGGCAGGAAGUUCGCAGUGGACAUGGCAGGUUUCGCCGUUUCCGUGGAGUUUCUACAAAAACGCCCCAAAGCUAAGAUGCCUUUCAAACCAGGUUUCGAAGAGGAUGGAUUUCUGAAAAGUCUGUCCCCGUUCGAACCCAAAGAUGUUGAGUUACUGGCAAAUAAUUGUACAAAAAUAUUGGUAUGGCACACUCAGACAAAGAAAAAUGGAGCCUCGUUGCCUCUAGAUAUGGUUAAACAUAAUAAUACUAACCUCGUAAUGCUCAAAAAACUCCUAGUCUAGUCAGACGUUGUUUAAAGUUUUGAAAUUUAAUGCAAAUUACAUUACUUAUGAAAGUGAUCACGCUAUAUAAUGGCAUUGUUUAAAAAAGUCCAUUUUUAACUUGUACAUAUCGCAUAAAGUAAUUUAUUUUUUUUUAUAAAACAAAUAUAAUUUUUAUGUUCAGUACGUGAGAAAAAAAUAUGGUUGAACAUAAAAACUCACGUCAGUUGUUUUUAAAUUCGUUCUCGUUACUAUUUAUUUAUAAAUUAUUUUUUUACUGACUGCAAGUUUUUAGGUUAAAUUUUAAAGGGGUCGUGCAUCGUGUUAACUUGUGCACAAAAAUACUUUCUCGAAUCAUUCACCAAACUUUCGUUUUAAAUAAUGAAACCACAGUUAAUUACUGAACGCAUCAGAGUAUGUGUCAAAUGUAAGAAAAAAACUGUUUGGUAUUUCACAGAAUUUGUCCAGUUAAAAUGAAUUUAAUGUAUGUGCGUGAAAGACAUGAGUUCGAAUACCGUUGUUAUUUUAAAUGUUAUUAAAAGUUUUUAUGUAAAAUGCGCCUGGGUGCAUUACCCCUUUAAGAAAUAUCAUGGAAACAUGAUUGUGAUACUCGAAAUAUAUUAAUAUUAUAUCAAUGCAAUAUUUACUGCAUUAAUUAAUACCAUAUCCCAUUUUAAUUUUAGUUGUCUAGAAUGGGGCUGUGGAUGAAUUUUAUACCUACACUAAGUUUAAGGUAAUGCAAUAUACACAAUCAUGUAGAUAUUAAAAUAAAUAUAUUUAUUGCAACGA